Messenger RNA from Sungouiella intermedia, 900 nucleotides. Lineage: Eukaryota; Fungi; Ascomycota; Pichiomycetes; Serinales; Metschnikowiaceae. The record is from the annotation of a GenBank genome assembly.
AUGGCAUCGCCUAUCCCAGAUAUUGCUGCCUCCGAAGGCUUACAGCAGGGCACUCGCGUGCCAGUCACAGACCAGAAACCACAAUUCAUUGUCAACAUUGGUAACUUUCUCAGAGACCACAAGCUUCUAAAGAUGAGAACUGGGUUGUUGAACAAUCAGCAAGAUAUUUCUUUCUUCAGACUCAAGCGGUUGAUCCGUCUUCUCUUGAGUGACGAGUACAAAAAGAAGUCUUCAAACCCAAGAAACCAGUUGGUUCCCAUCCCUAAUCAGGAGGAGGCUCAGAAGAUCCUUCUUCUGUUGAUUCUGGCUAAAAUGGUGAUCCCAGUGGAGAAAUUACACUAUGCACAGAUCAAGGAGAACAAGGGCUGGAAGCCUAAUAGAGAAAAGCCCACUUUGAGGCCACACAUGAAGGUGGACUUCCUGCCUGAUUCUUAUUUUGCCUGGGUGUAUGAGAAGCCUAAUCCAUACAUGAUGUUGUAUGCUGUGUUGAUGCUUGCGGGAGUGUUUGCCGUUGUGUUGUUCCCAUUGUGGCCCAGAUUCAUGAGAACUGGUGUGUGGUACUUGUCCAUGGCCUGUUUGGGUCUUUUGGGUUUGUUCUUUGCAAUGGCCAUUGUACGUUUGAUAAUUUUCUGUGUUACGUACUUGGCCUUGCCACAGGCGUUUUGGUUGUAUCCAAAUCUUUUCGAGGACUGUGGAUUUUUCGAGAGUUUUGUGCCAUUGUAUGCCUGGAGUGAUCCUGCUGGAAAGAAGAAGACCAAGAAGUCUAAGAAGUCCAAGAAGAAUGUUCCUAAGAUCGAGGAGAUUACUGAUGAUACCACUGGUGCUGAGACUACUGGUGCUGAACCUUCUGCUACUUCUGCCAAGAAAAGAGCCGUUACUUUGGAGGAAGUUGACGAGUAA